Spirometra erinaceieuropaei is the source of this 544-nucleotide messenger RNA. The record is from the annotation of a GenBank genome assembly. NCBI's taxonomy places the organism in Eukaryota, Metazoa, Platyhelminthes, Cestoda, Diphyllobothriidea, Diphyllobothriidae.
AUGGACCGACCAUCGCCUCGACAUCUCGAAGAUGCGCAUUCGCCUACAGCCUCGCAGGAGACCACAAGGUAAGCGACCCCCAGGUAAGCUGAACGUUGUCUUGUUGUCUUUGCCCGCUCACCAUCUCCAUUUCAGCAAUAAGCUGGCUCAACGGUUAGACAACCUUCCUAUCGCUGCCGCCGCCGACGACGCCGCCGCCGCUGCCGAGAAUGCCCCCGUGGAGAACAGCCGCUGUCAACUGCGAGACUCGGUCCAGUCGACGACGCUAGCCGUCCUCGGUCGCGCUCCCCGCCAACACCAGGACUGGUUCGACGACAACGACGCCGCCAUCAGCAAUCUGCUCGCCGAAAAGAACCGCCUACACAAAGCCUUCGAAGAGUACCCCACUGACGACAACAAAGCUGCCCUUUACCGCAGUCGUCGCCACCUUCAGAAACGACUGCGCGUGAUGCAGGACGCGAUCAUCGUCGCAGGAUCGCCAGUCGCCCGAUGUCGCCUUGGGCACCAUGUGCAGAGGGGACGUUCAAGAUGUUUCAGACGGUAG